Molecule: messenger RNA, 1352 nt
Organism: Arachis ipaensis
Lineage: Eukaryota; Viridiplantae; Streptophyta; Magnoliopsida; Fabales; Fabaceae
Cellular component (GO): nucleus
Molecular function (GO): sequence-specific DNA binding; DNA-binding transcription factor activity
Source: RefSeq, a predicted model, not a curated record
UAUAAUUUUAGGGUAUUACUGUUUCUGUGCUGAAACUUCUCUUCUCCUUUUUCAUUUGUUUCUUCUUUGAAGGGUAUGGUGAACGAAAAACUAAAGCAUAGAGCAGCAGAAUAAUCAGAUAUCAAGUUGGAAAACAAGAUCGAAUUUCCCUUCACACGCGCGUAACUGAUGAUGAAUGAAGAAGCAGCAAGAUGAAUCUAACGACGAUGAUGAUGGAAACAAAGGAAGAAGGCAUGAUAAUAGAAGAGAACAAGAAGAAGAGCAAUGAAAAUGACAAGUUUACCCUGAAAGGAUCGGCGGCGGCGUCGUCAUCAACAAGGCAAUGGUCGGCGUUUCGGAAUCCAAGAAUCGUGAGGGUAUCAAGGUCAUUUGGGGGAAAAGACAGGCACAGCAAGGUUUGCACCAUAAGAGGGCUUCGUGACCGUCGGAUCAGGCUCUCAGUCCCCACCGCCAUUCAAUUGUACGACUUGCAAGACAAGUUGGGACUCUCUCAACCAAGCAAAGUCAUCGAUUGGCUUCUUGAUGCUACAAAGCUUGAUAUCGAUAAGCUUCCCCCUCUUCACUUCCCUCAGCCCUGCUUCCAACCGCCGCAAACCCUAUUCCCUCAUCUUCUCCAUGACCCUUCCUCUUUCUGGAAACCCAGGUUCUGGGAAUUGGACUCUUCCGCUUCCUCCUCUUCUUCUUCCAGGUUUCUCAAAGGGAAGGACUUGAUGACCACCAUGCCUUCCGAUAAUAAUAACAAUAAAGCCAAGUGGAUCUUCAAAUCAAACAAUGCAGAUCAUGAGAAUCAAGAAUUUGGAGGCGGUUACACUACUCAGAGACUUUUCCCAAUGGAGACUCAGACUACUACUAAUAAUAAUCCUUUUCAGAGUUUGUUCUUCAGCAACAACAACAACAACAACAACUCUACUCCUGAGGCUUCUAAUUUGGGAAGCCAUGGAUUGUUGUUUCCUUCUAGUUCUUGUUCUUCUUCUUCUACAAGUCUUUAUCAUCACCAUCAUCAAGUGGGAGAUUACUAUGGCAGUUAUCCAAUGAUGAAUAACGGGGGUUUGAUGCAAUUGAACCAUUUAUCUUCUUUGCAAGUAGGCCCAUCUGGUUCCUCACAAUUAUUGUUUGGUCCUUUAUCUUCUGCUACUGCUGUUGCUGCUGCUACACCGCAGAUUUUCACACCUUAUGCACCAUUUGUAACAACCCCAUCAUCUCUUCUGGAAGGUAGUAGUCAUAAUAAUAAUAAUAAUAAUAAUGGCGGUGGUGAUUCAAUAAAACAACAGCAUCAAUUCAUCAAUAGUCACAUUCAUCAGUUCUUGAACUCAUCGUCCUCAUCCACAUCAUCAUCAUCAUCAACAAGCCUU